GCGCUGUCACGUGGGAGCCUGGUUGUCAUGGCGGUCGCCCGGAAGCCGGUGCUGCUGGGACUUCGAGAUGCGGCGGUCCCGGGAUGCCCCAAGGGGCCGGCCGCCUGGACCGCUAGCAAGCUGGGCGGCAUCCCGCCGCUCGCGCUCGUCGUGCAGGUGUACUGCCCGCUGGAAGGCUCCCCGUUCCACCGGCUCCUCCACGUGUUCGCCUGUGGCCGCCCCGGCUGCGGAGACCGCGGGACGCGCAGCUGGAAGGUGUUCCGCUCCCAGUGCCUGCAAGUGCCAGAGAAAGAGACUCGGGACGCCCAGAAACAGCGUAACGGCCUUGCAGCUGAGAACUGGUGUGAAGGCUCACAGGACUGGGGAAGCGACAGCGAGGAGACACCUCCACCACCACCCGCCUCAGAUUUGGGGACUGAUUCUAAUGGUGUUAGAGCUGUAGACUGGACUGCACAGCUCCAAGCUCUCCACCUGCAGGACACCGCCCCUGCAUUUGCUCCCCCUUCCCCUGCAGGGGAAGGGCUGCCGGUCCAGGCGGAAGUGCCACGGUUUCAGUCCUACUACAUCUGUGUCGCCGACGAGGAUGACUACAGGAACUCUGUGGGGCUCGAUCAUGCCCUCAACCUUCUGCAGGACUACCAGCAGAGAGAGGGUGUUGACCUGGAGCACCUACUUUCCCUGUGUUCUUCUGGUGAUGGGGAUGAAAAAUAUGAGAAGACCAGUAUUAAAAGUGGAGAUCAAACGUUUUACAAGUUCAUGAAGAGAAUUGCAGCCUGUCAGGAGCAGAUUCUGAGGUAUUCCUGGAGUGGAGAGCCUCUCUUUUUGACCUGUCCCACAUUAGAAGUCUCAGAUGUCCCCGCCUGCAGUGGCUGUGGAGGCCAGAGGACCUUUGAGUUUCAGCUUAUGCCAGCACUGGUUAGCAUGCUCAGCAGUGCUAAUCUAGGUCUUACUGUGGAAUUCGGAACAGUUCUCGUUUACACGUGUGAGCAGAGCUGCUGGCCUGCGACUCAGCAGGCUCCCAUGGAAGAAUUCUGUCUCAUACAAGAAGACCCAGAUGAAGUUCUAUUUAAGUAGAACACCUCCUCUUAUUUAUACAAAUUAAAACAAAUUUUCACAUUCAAA
Messenger RNA from Phodopus roborovskii (desert hamster), 1122 nucleotides. RefSeq names its product programmed cell death 2 like (gene Pdcd2l). Bases 28 to 1074 code for a protein of 348 amino acids. The transcript is spliced from 7 exons. The record is from RefSeq and is a predicted model, not a curated record. Gene Ontology annotation, cellular component: cytoplasm. Lineage: Eukaryota; Metazoa; Chordata; Mammalia; Rodentia; Cricetidae.